Molecule: messenger RNA, 651 nt
Organism: Pocillopora meandrina
Lineage: Eukaryota; Metazoa; Cnidaria; Anthozoa; Scleractinia; Pocilloporidae
Source: the annotation of a GenBank genome assembly
AUGAAUUUUUACGGGGGUCUGCUUCAUAGAGAUACUCAGUCUUGUAAGGCGUUUGCCUUCGUCGACCGCGCAUGCCCAGCCGCUAUUUUUAGCACGUUAGCUGCUAUUGCGUGGGAUAGACUCAAAAAUAUCUUACAGCCUUUUAAGAGUCUGAUUUACAGACCCCUUCGUUCAUAUUUAAUAAUGACUGGAGUCAUUUGGGCCUAUGCUGUGUUAUCUUCCAUUUCGUUUGUUCACAGUGUGAAGGUACAGACUAGGAACUAUUGUCGGGCAGAAAACAACAGUGAUUCAUGUAGACAGUACAUGUUCUGUGACACAUCGCAAUCUACUUGGCAAAUUCAGCUUUCCGAGACGAUUUAUUUUCUUGUGGCAUUUAUCAUGCCUCUUUCCUAUAUAGCAGUUGCGUACACAAGAAUUGCAGUUCGCUUGUGGAACAGAAGCAAAAAUGGAGCUAUGCACAGCGCUGUGGCGAAACACAAGUCAAAAUCUAUUCGCUUGUUGGUUGUAGCCGUGUUUGGCUUCGUUCUUUGCUGGGGACCAAGUAUUUUGGGCAACAUGUUAGAUAAAUUUCAAGUUUUUGACGGAGUGCCUGGAGUGACGAAAUAUUUUUUAAUGGUAUGGUUCAUGUUUAUCGCACCGGCAUCAAGCUCU